Molecule: messenger RNA, 2202 nt
Organism: Lactuca saligna
Lineage: Eukaryota; Viridiplantae; Streptophyta; Magnoliopsida; Asterales; Asteraceae
Source: the annotation of a GenBank genome assembly
AUGUAUGAUUUUAGAUUUUAUAACUGGCAACAAAGAUUUUCCAUCAGAUCCGCGGAAAUUUUUUCUCUUUUCCCAUCAGAUCUGCUCUCCAGGAACCCAAACUUUUGUGUCGAAAUUCAAGAACUCCGAUUUGUUGCCGAAAAAAUGGUGGUCAGUGGCCCUUUAACACCUGGCCAGGUGUCAUUUUUACUUGGAAUCAUCCCAAUUUGUGUAGCUUGGUUAUAUUCAGAGUUCCUGGAGUACAAGAAAACUGCAGCAUCCUUAAAAACUGGCAGGGAUUCUGAUAUAAACUUGGUUGAGUUGGAUAACAACACUGUAAAAGAAGAUGAUAGAGCUGUUUUACUGGAAGGAGGAGGUCUCCAAUUGGCUUCUCCUAGAAGCCAUAGUUCAUCUAUUACAUCUCCUGUUAUCAGGUUAUUUACAAUGGAUGAAUCCUUCUUGCUUGAGAAUCGUUUGACAUUGAGAGCUAUCUCAGAGUUUGGACUCAUAUUAUUCUACUUCUACUUAUGUGAUCGGACAAACUUCUUUGGUGAUUCCACAAAGAGUUACAAUAGGGAUCUUUUCUUGUUUCUAUACUUCCUUCUUAUCAUAGUAUCAGCAAUCACAUCAUUCAAGAUUCAUCAUGAUAAGUCACCAUUCUCUGGAAAAGCCAUACUUUAUCUCAACAGACAUCAAACCGAAGAAUGGAAAGGUUGGAUGCAGGUAUUGUUUCUAAUGUACCAUUACUUCGCAGCAACAGAAUUCUACAAUGCCAUACGAAUGUUCAUUGCUGCAUAUGUCUGGAUGACUGGAUUUGGCAACUUCUCUUAUUAUUACAUUCGCAAAGAUUUUAGCCUUGCAAGAUUUGCUCAGAUGAUGUGGAGACUCAACUUUCUAGUGAUGUUUUGUUGUGUUGUUCUGAACAACAGCUAUAUGCUAUACUACAUAUGUCCCAUGCAUACCCUUUUUACCCUUAUGGUUUAUGGUGCCCUUGGAAUUUUUAACAAAUAUAAUGACAAUAACACUGUCAUUGCUGCUAAAUUUGCUGCUUGCUUUUUGACUGUUAUUUUGAUAUGGGAAGUACCUGGAGUUUUUGAAUUUUUAUGGGCUCCUUUCACUUUUCUUGUUGGAUACACGGAUCCUGCAAAGCCAAACCUCCCUGUUAUGCAUGAAUGGCAUUUUCGAUCAGGCCUUGAUCGCUACAUUUGGAUUAUUGGAAUGAUUUAUGCGUAUUAUCACCCAACAGUUGAGAGGUGGAUGGAGAAAUUGGAAGAAGCAGAAGUUAAACGUAGAAUAUCAAUCAAGACUUUGGUUGUCAUAAUCUCCGUAACAAUUGGGUAUCUGUGGCUUGAGUAUAUAUACAAACUUCCUAAACUCACCUACAAUAAGUACCAUCCUUACACUUCAUGGAUCCCCAUUACUGUGUAUAUAAGUCUGCGAAAUGUCACCCAAUGUUUCCGUAGUUACACUCUGACCCUUUUCGCAUGGCUGGGAAAAAUCACUUUGGAGACCUACAUCUCUCAGAUUCACAUAUGGCUAAGAUCCGGGGUGCCAGAUGGUCAACCAAAGUUGUUGCUGUCUUUGAUUCCAGACUACCCGAUGUUGAAUUUUAUGCUUACAACUUCCAUCUAUGUUGCGGUUUCAUACAGGCUGUUUGAACUGACAAAUACUUUGAAGAUUGCAUUUGUGCCAAGUAAAGAUGAUAAACGACUCACGUACAAUGUCAUCACAGGAAUAGUUAUAUCAACCCUCGUCUACACUUUAUCUUUCAUACUCCUCAAGUUGCCUCAAGUCAUGGGGUGAAAGUUUUUGAGAUGUAUCAUGUAUAUGAUGCGAGUGCACUUAGCUAGUGUGAAGAUUUUGGUAUUUUUAAGAGAGAGAGAGAGAGAGAGAAGGGGGGCCUACUAUUGUAUAGGUAAAAUGGGAUGAGUUGAAUAUCCAAUUGGAGGUUGUAAUGGUAAGUGGGUAAGAAAUUUGAUCUGUUAGUAUCGCUUGUGUGUGGAGGUUCAAGUUUUAGUGCUAGAGGUACAAGUCGUUAUAGCAGUCAACGGUUUUUACCCUUUACAUAUAUAUGUAACUUUUUUACAAUAACAUUUAGUAAACUUUGAUACUUCAAUAUAUGAGAUCAUAUAUGACUUCUGUAUCGAGUGUUCGAUCAAGUUCAGGGGUCUUUUGUCUUUUUCACUUGCUCAAGGGACCAAAGUGUAUAUUCUACUUGAUUAC